CCGGAGAGCCACUGACAGCCGGAGCAGACAAGACCGACCAUGGGAGAAAAGACGGACCAGCAGGCGGAAGCCCGGUCCUUCCUCACAGAGGAAAUGAUUGCCGAGUUCAAAGCCGCCUUCGACAUGUUUGACGCUGAUGGUGGCGGGGACAUCAGCACCAAGGAGCUGGGUACCGUCAUGAGGAUGCUGGGCCAGACGCCCACCAAAGAGGAGCUGGACGCCAUCAUAGAGGAGGUGGACGAGGAUGGCAGCGGCACCAUCGACUUUGAAGAGUUCUUGGUCAUGAUGGUGCGCCAGAUGAAAGAGGACGCCAAAGGAAAGUCCGAAGAAGAGCUGGCCGAAUGCUUCCGCAUCUUCGACAGGAACGCAGACGGCUACCUGGAUGCCGAGGAGCUGAUUGAGAUCUUCCGGGCGUCUGGUGAGACCGUCACCGAGGAGGAGGUCGACUGGCUCAUGAAGGAUGGAGACAAAAACAACGAUGGCCGGAUUGACUUUGACGAGUUCCUGAAGAUGAUGGAGGGUGUGCAGUAAAGCGCCCGGACAUUCCUGCAAUGGUGGCGGCAGCAGCCGGCUAGGCUGGGCCUCUCUUGCCCCUGUGCCAGCCCCCUUGCC
Molecule: messenger RNA, 612 nt
Organism: Heteronotia binoei (common prickly gecko)
Lineage: Eukaryota; Metazoa; Chordata; Lepidosauria; Squamata; Gekkonidae
Gene: TNNC2
Product: troponin C2, fast skeletal type
Exons: 6
Coding region: 40-531 (163 amino acids)
Cellular component (GO): myosin II complex
Molecular function (GO): calcium ion binding
Source: RefSeq, a predicted model, not a curated record